CGCUGCUGCCGCCGAGUCCUCCUGCCGCGGGCGGCGCUGCUGCCGCCGAGUCCUCCUGCCGUUGUGCGCAGGCGCGAGGCCUAUGCCCAUGCUGGGAGUGCGGUGAUGGCGGAGGAGAAGCGAGUGGAACCGCGACGGGAGGCAGAGGAGGAAAUCGAGGAGGAGGAGGAGGAUGACGAGGAGGAGCUUGAUGAAUCCCUCUCGGAAAGACUGUGGGGUUUGACCGAGAUGUUCCCUGAAGGAAUGCGAAAUGCCUCAGGUGUUGCUGCCGACUGCUCCGUGUCACUGGCAAAGAAAAUCUACAGUUUCACCCGGUCGGCCCUUUGGGUGGGAACCACUUCCUUCAUGAUCCUGGUUCUGCCGGUUGUGUUUGAAACAGAGAAACUUCAACUGGAGCAGCAACAAAUCCAGCAACAGAGACAGAUUCUGUUAGGCCCGAAUACAGGACUAUCUGGUGGAAUGCCAGGAAUGCUGCCGCCACCAGUUCCUGGGAAAAUAUAACACAUGAGACGCCUUGAGAAGAAAAUACCGAUGUAAUGGGAAGGGUUCGAUAGACCUGUGGGGUGGGGUGGGAGGUUUGACAUUAGGAACAGCUGCUGUAUCAGCUGCUCAUUGCCAGCGAGAUGUGAAUUCAUCCUCAGUGUUCAUCUCUGGAGCAUUUGGACGUCCCGACAGACCGAAUCUCAUCUGCAGCUCGGGAUCGGAGAGUGGCAAGAAUCGGAAUUCUAAUCUGCUGGAACAGUCAUUGGUUUGGGAAAACAUUGUGGGUGGGGGGUGGGAGGGGGUUGCAGCCUGAUAGGUUCUCAGAGCCAUUUUUCUAAUGAACUGCAAAGUAUCUCAAUCGCUGCCAGCAUUUAUCUGAGUCAUUCUGUUGGGAAGCGGCUGUAGGAGCUGGAGCUUUAGACCGAUUGGCAGAUCAAGUGUGUUGGAAUAUGGUGGAGGUAUGAAGGACUGCCUUGUGCCAGUGCAGUAUAGUAGAGGAGUGUGAGGGACAUGCCAGUGAAGUACAGUGGAGGGGUGUGAGAGCCUGUCCUGUGCCAGUGCAGUACAAUGCAGGGGUGUGAGGGAUCUCCAGUGUCAGUGCAGUACAACGGAGGGUAUGAGGGGCUCCCCAGUGCCAGUGCAGUACAGUGGAGGGUACGAGAGAGACUCCUGUGCCAGUGCUGUACAAUGGAGGGGUGUGAGGGGCACCCCAGUGUUAGUGCAGUACAAUGGAGAGGUAUGAGGGACUGCCCAGUGCCAGUACAGUGAGGGGGUAUGAGGGACUGCCCAGUGCCAGUACAGUGAGGGGGUAUGAGGGACUGCCCAGUGCCAGUGCAGUACAGUGGAGGGUAUGAGAGACUCUCCUGUGCCAGUGCUGUACAAUGGAGGGGUAUGAGGGACUCCCCAAUGGCAGUGCAGUACAAUGGAGAGGUAUGAGGGACUGCCCAGUGCCAGUACAGUGAGGGGGUAUGAGGGACUGCCCAGUGCCAGUGCAGUACAGUGGAGGGUAUGAGAGACUCUCCUGUGCCAGUGCUGUACAAUGGAGGGGUGUGAGGGGCACCCCAGUGUUAGUGCAGUACAAUGGAGAGGUAUGAGGGACUGCCCAGUGCCAGUACAGUGAGGGGGUGUGAGGGGCACCCCAGUGUUAGUGCAGCACAAUGGAGAGGUAUGAGGGACUGCCCAGUGCCAGUACAGUGAGGAGGUAUGAGGGACUGCCCAGUGCCAGUACAGUGAGGGGGUGUGAGGGACUCCCCAAUGGCAGUGCAGUACAAUGGAGAGGUAUGAGGGAUUGCUGUGUUCUAGUCCUUGGUUGCACGCUGUUUUUUUCACCUCAGGAACAAAGCAAACCCAGAGUCUCUCUUGUCUCCCAGGAGCUGACUCGGUUGUGGCAGUGAUACAGCAAGGAUCCUAAGCGAGCUCUGACACAGAUUCAGGUUACUGUCUGAUCUGAUUGAUGGGCAUGGCUUGGCUCAAGGCCAGGGUGGCACUAGUGCUAGCAAAUGUACUCAAAACAAUGGGAGCCAGUGACUUGCUGCAGGAAAGGGACAAGCCAGCUUCUUCCUGCCUGGUACUCCCUCCGAACCUGGGCACUGAUGGCACAGAGGCUGAUUGGCAAAGUGGUGCCCUGUGGGUCUUAGUGUAACAGGUGAAUGGAGACCUAGCUGCCUGGAUGACACUGAAAUGUGCAGGAUUUGGAAAUCCAGGCAGCUGCAAUUGAAUUUACCCAAGACUGGGCUGAUCUGACACUAAAGUUCCCUUCUGCAAACCUCACACAUGAUGGGAUUAGUUUGAAUACCUGCAGGAAUGGUGGAAGGUUACCAUUGUGCUUUAUGACUUGAAGUUGGGGGUUUAAUAAAUGCUUGAUACUG
This is a messenger RNA of Chiloscyllium plagiosum (whitespotted bambooshark), 2351 nucleotides long. RefSeq names its product translocase of outer mitochondrial membrane 22 homolog (yeast) (gene tomm22). Gene Ontology annotation, biological process: intracellular protein transport. The record is from RefSeq and is a predicted model, not a curated record. Lineage: Eukaryota; Metazoa; Chordata; Chondrichthyes; Orectolobiformes; Hemiscylliidae. Gene Ontology annotation, cellular component: mitochondrial outer membrane.